Messenger RNA from Dichotomopilus funicola, 498 nucleotides. RefSeq lists its product as uncharacterized. The transcript has 2 exons. Bases 1 to 498 code for a protein of 165 amino acids. NCBI's taxonomy places the organism in Eukaryota, Fungi, Ascomycota, Sordariomycetes, Sordariales, Chaetomiaceae. The record is from RefSeq and is a predicted model, not a curated record.
AUGACAUCUCCUCGCCCUCCACCCAACUUUUAUCGAGUUCAACACGAUCAGUCCUUCACGGAGUAUGACGAUGGAAGAUUUGAGUCCAAAGCCCACUAUGUGAUGAAUUAUCACCACUGGGUCAAUGCGAAGAAAUUCCACCAACAUCUUGACUGGAAGAGCAGGGUCGAAGCAGAAUACAGCCCCUUCAUCUCCGUCUUCGACAACAAAGCCGACGCUAAGGAACGCGCUCGAUUUCAUCUCGAGAGAGGUUGCAAGGGGGUCUUCAUCGCACAAAUCAGUUCACAGUCACUACGGCCGACAACCCUAGAGAUUGAGUCCAGUGAAAAGAUUGUGAAUCUUCCUGCUUGGGAAGACCCGGUUACAGGCUGCAUCUUUCUCUCGACACCAGAUGUGCGGCUGUACCUCGGUGUUGAUUCGCGACAAAGCAGUGUGUCGGAAUGGUUUGCGCUGGAUUGCAUUUCUGAGGAACUGAUCACGAGGACCACACAUUGUUAG